Echinostoma caproni is the source of this 1335-nucleotide messenger RNA. The record is from the annotation of a GenBank genome assembly. NCBI's taxonomy places the organism in Eukaryota, Metazoa, Platyhelminthes, Trematoda, Plagiorchiida, Echinostomatidae.
GAACGACGUGGUCAUUCGUUGGCUGUUAGUCGUCGCAGACAAUCGGAAUCCUCACCGCCUGGAGACGUGUUGGAUGAUGACACUGAUGAAUAUCGUGACUUCACACCACACAAUCAUCAGAACACAGAUCGGGAACAGACCAAUGCGGCAGCCUCCAAAAAGACACCGGUUCAACAAACUCAAGUUCCCGGGACCGGGCCAGGAAUGAAACGAAAGGUUUUCUCCCGAAAGCCCGAUUUUGUUGCGCCAUAUGAGAUAGUCCCAUGUAUGCGACCGGUCGUAUUCGUCGGACCGGCGUUGAAAGGGUACGAGGUCACAGAUAUGAUGCAGAAGGCUAUUUUCGAUGCCAUGAAGAAACAUUUUGAUGGACGGAUCAUUGUGAGUCGUGUCAGUACAAACUUGUCCAUGGCCAAGCGGGUAGGGGAUUUGCUUCAUCUGGACAAGAAAAAUGUUAUGGAACGUGGUCGAACUCGUCAACUUGUCAGUCUGCUCGAAGUACAACAGGAUUUGGAACGCAUCUUCCAUUUGGGCAGCAAAAUGCAACUGCUUCUGUUGGACUGUGACACGGUCAAUCAUCCAAGUCAAGUUUCUAAAACAUGCCUGGCCCCGAUCGUGAUUUAUAUCAAGAUAAGCAGUAUUCGAGUGCUAAACCGCCUGAUCAAGAACCGUGGAAAAGCCCAGAAGAAGUAUGCCGGUGUGCAAACAGCCGCGGCGGAAAAACUGCUACAAUGCCCCAAUGAAGCCUUUGAAUUCAUCGUAGAUCAAAAUACCCUGGGGGCAGCUACCGAUGCCCUUUGCCAUUUCUUGGAAGGUUAUUGGAAUGCUACUCAUCCACCGUGUACAUUGUCUAAAGCGGAGCGUUUAUUGGGUGUAGAAUCAAAUGAACCUGAUUCAGACAGACCUCUGGUUCCCAUGACUCCUGGACAUCCGGGUCUGAGUGUCGUAACAAAGUCGGCUUUAGACGCGGGUUUUACCAGUCAGGAAAUCAUUGCCUUAACUGGUGCGCGAGCGGCUGGAUGGCGUACCGAGAACGGUACACAAGGAGAUCAUGAGCAUGGUACGACCGGAAUGCAUUACGGUGGCAGUGUCGGUAGCGAGUAUAACGCGGUUCACGUUUCCGGUCGAGGCCACAUGCAGGACACAGAUGGAGAGCACUACGGCUACGAUCAGACAGACUCCGGUCCGGCAGAAGGAGAUGAAGAAGACGGAGCUUUGCAUCUGGACUCUGGCGGUGACGGCGGCAGCGGACAUCACGGAAUCUCGCUGUCACGCAAACCGCGCCUGCACAUGGGUGCGGCUCAAGCUGCCGCAAUGGCUGCACUCGCGGNGGUCUAA